GCCUCAAUCUGAAUACACAAAAGCACAACUGGUGUUUCCAAGAGCUAAGAAUAGGCCUUACCGUAAGGUCUUUUUGGCUUCGAUACUUAAAUCUCUCACCUAGAAGCAACAGAAAGCAGCAGAGUUAUGAACAGCGAAAUCGAGAGCAGUAGUGAUCGAAGCUUCAACCAAGCUGUCGUCAACAUUAAGUUUUACAGAGGACUCCCCAAAAGGUUCGACCCAAAGUGGAGCAAGAGCUUGUUGGGUCCUAAGGUCAAUUGUUGAGGUUAAUUGGCAGAAACCAAAUAAAUGGGAUAAGAGAAAGCCUUUUUGUGGUUGGAGCUUAAAACCAUAAACGAGACGGAAUCCCGCCAUGAUCCAUGAUUUCCAGUCAUAGAUCGUAGCUAGGAGGAUAAGCAAUAACAGUAAGAAGGGUAGUAUUAGUAGGUUAAUUAGAGAAGACGAAAGCUAUUUAUCUUCAUAUUUAUAUUCAGUUCACAUAUAUUUAUCUCCACCAAUAAAAAAACAAUGGAGCCUCUAUGUGAGUUUUGUGGGAUGGCAACGGCAGUUGUCUACUGUAAAGCGGAUAUGGCUCGCCUUUGCUUGUACUGUGAUGGAUGCGUGCACUCAGCUAACGCUUUGUCACGCCAGCACCCUCGUUUCCUUCUAUGCGACAAGUGCAAUGCUCAGCCUGCUAUCAUCCGAUGUAUGGAUGAGAAGACGUCCUUAUGUCAGAGCUGUGAUCACUGGAGUCAUAACAAUACUAGUAUUAAUGGAAUUACUACUGCUUCAGCAGGAGGUGGGAUGGGGGGACAUAGGACACAUGCAUUGACUUGUUACACGGGUUGCCCUAGUUUGUCUGAGUUUUCGAGAAUUUGGUCGGUUCUUGAAGGAUCUUCUUCUUCAGGUGGUAAUUUUGAAAGUAGUAACUGGGAUCAGUCACUUGGAUCAGCUGUAGUGGCAAUAAAUCAGGAUCAGACUAAUUACAUUAGUAAUAAUGGUUUGGAAGGUAGAGAUAAUAAUGACAGAUCAUUUGGGGUGGUUGUCACUGCUGGCAAGUUGAAUGGAGGAUCAUCAUUAGAUCAGUCUUGUGGCCGCAAGUUUGAUCCUUGGAUAGCCAGUAGUUCAACUUUGAUUCCAUCGAAUCCGAAUUGCACUCCUCACGGGAAAGAUCAAACACCUUUCUUGCCUCAGGAGUCUAGCCUGCUAAAGGGUUGUACCAAUUUUAAAGAUCUUGCAAUUCAGGAUAGCAAUGUCCUAUGUGAUGGCCUCAAUGUUGAUGAUGUUCCACUGAACUUUGAAAAUCCUGAUGGGAUAUUCUGUCCACAAGUUCCUUCUCCAUACCAGUUUGAGGAUAGAGAAAUGGAUUGCUUGUUAAUGGAGAAAAGCUUAUCAGUCACUGAGUCUAUUGGUCCUAAUGAGAAUGCUGCACAGGCAUCAUCAUCAGGACAACAAGACCGUGCAGCAUUUCAAUCCUCUUGUGGAUCAGAUACUGUUAUGUCAGGCAUGAAUGGUAGUGCAAACUGCUUACUCAUGAAUCCUACUUGCAGCAGAAGCAUCAACCUUGGAUUUCCUGCCGCCCAACAAGUUCAUCCGAGCAUGUCACUUACACUGUCCAGCAUCAGCAGGGAAAGCAAUCCUGAUUACCAAGAUUGUGAAUUGUCACCAGUCUUUCUAACCGGAGAGCCUUGGGAGUCAACUUUGGAGGCUAGCAGUCCACAAGCAAGGGACAAGGCUAAGAUGAGAUACAAGGAGAAAAAGAAAACUCGCACGUUUGGUAAACAAAUAAGAUAUGCCUCUAGGAAGGCCAGAGCUGAUACCAGAAAACGCGUCAAAGGAAGAUUUGUUAAAGCUGGCGAAGAAUAUGAUUACGAUCCCCUUGUGACAAGGAGCUACUAAGGCAUAUAUCAGCAGAAAAUCUCUAUUUCUUCAGCUGCAAUGCAAGGCCUUAUUGGAUAAAAUAAUCCACCUACAUCCGUGCGCGCAUCAUGUUCCUAGUACUGAGAUGACUGUGAUUCCAUAAUCAUAGAAAAAUAAACCCCACUUUUUUUUCCUAUGAAUUUGCUUUGCAUAAAUAUUCUGAACUCAAUCAUGUUUUCAAUAAUGAUUAUCUGAGUCACCAUUU
Malus domestica (apple) is the source of this 2104-nucleotide messenger RNA. RefSeq names its product putative zinc finger protein CONSTANS-LIKE 11. The record is from RefSeq and is a predicted model, not a curated record. Gene Ontology annotation, molecular function: zinc ion binding; protein binding. NCBI's taxonomy places the organism in Eukaryota, Viridiplantae, Streptophyta, Magnoliopsida, Rosales, Rosaceae.